AUGUUUUUCAUGCUGCUGAAAAGGCCAUUAAAGUGUAAGUUACCUGAGCCGUCCAGUUGCCAAGAGCUCGAUGCAAUGACUAUUGUCCUCCUGGAACAAGGAAAGCCCCCAAUGGAGGAUAUCAUGCCUGCUGCUAUGACUGUAUUCCAUGUAAUAAUGGGGAAUUUUCCAGUGUACCAGGCAAUGUCGCCUGUCUUUGAAAUGAUGGGGUUUAUGAGCUGUGCAACACCAGGAGAGUUGAGUUUCGUCCCUUCUUCCCAGCAACCCUCAAGAGACAAGGCACGUGGCCCGGAUGGUGCAGAUGGGACCUUGGUCUCUGUGCCUGCCGAGCAGGAAAGCUGGGUGGCUCAUCCAGACCUGCCACACUCCAAAAGCGAUAACUGCCAGAAAUGUCCAGAUAAUGAAUGGACAGACAAAAGAAAAGUAACCUGUAUUCCCAAAAUGUACGAUUUCUUAUCAUAUGAAAAGGAAAUUAUGGGUCCACUUUUUGCUUCCAUAUCUUUAUUAUGUUCAUUUGUUACAAUCGUUGUAUUGAGAAUCUUUUUUGUGUUCCGGAAUACCCCUAUUGUGAAAGCUAAUAACAGGAGCCUUAGCUUUAUCCUCCUGGUCUCCAUCAUACUAAGCUUCCUCUGUGUGUUUUUGUUCCUCGGUAAUCCUGUGGAUAUAACCUGCAUGCUGCGUCAGACCUGUUUAGCAGUUAUCUUCUCAGUAGCUGUGUCUUCUAUACUGGGAAAGACAAUCAUGGUUUGCAUUGCUUUCAAGGCCACAAAACCGGGAAGCUCCUGGAGAAAGUGGGUUGGAGUUAAAGUAUCAAGUUAUGUAGUCCUGAUGUGCACCUCUGUCCAAGUUCUGAUUAAUGUUAUUUGGUUGUCUAUUUCUCCCCCUUUCCAGGAGUUUGACAUGCACUCUUACCCUGAGAUUAUCAUCAUUCAAUGUAAUGAAGGAUCAGUUCUUGCUUUUUAUUGUGUGUUGGGUUACAUGGGAAUGAUGGCCUCUAUGAGUUUUGUUCUGGCUUUCAUGGUGAGGACAUUACCGGACAGUUUUAAUGAAGCCAAAUACAUCACCUUCAGCAUGCUGGUGUUCUGCAGUGUUUGGAUUGCAAUGAUCCCGGCCUAUCUGAGCACCAAAGGGAAAUACAUGGUGGCUGUAGAAAUCUUUGCCAUAUUGGCUUCCAGCGCUGGGAUACUAAGCUGUAUAUAUUUCCCCAAAUGUUACAUUUUGCUAAGAAAACCAGAGAUUAAUACUAGAAAGCACAUAUUAGACAAACAUAAUUCCUAA
Molecule: messenger RNA, 1278 nt
Organism: Pelobates fuscus (common spadefoot toad)
Lineage: Eukaryota; Metazoa; Chordata; Amphibia; Anura; Pelobatidae
Product: vomeronasal type-2 receptor 26-like
Exons: 4
Coding region: 1-1278 (425 amino acids)
Biological process (GO): G protein-coupled receptor signaling pathway
Cellular component (GO): plasma membrane
Molecular function (GO): G protein-coupled receptor activity
Source: RefSeq, a predicted model, not a curated record